Molecule: messenger RNA, 1722 nt
Organism: Triticum dicoccoides
Lineage: Eukaryota; Viridiplantae; Streptophyta; Magnoliopsida; Poales; Poaceae
Exons: 7
Coding region: 449-1402 (317 amino acids)
Source: RefSeq, a predicted model, not a curated record
GUGCAUGGAGCAGUUUCGCUCUCUAAUCCCCUUCGAUCCUCCCGAACCCACGCGACUCAUAACCCUCGUCGAAGGACUCAGGGAAUCUCUCGUCCCAGCGCACGCCGCCAGCCUCCUCCACGCCACUGAGAGGAGCCCCGCUGCCGGAUCUUCAACGCCGCCGCCACGGAGGGGAGGAGCCCCGCCGGUGAGAGGAGGAGCGCCGACGCCGCCGCCCGAGUCUGCCCGACGCCCCGACGCCUCAACGCCUCAACGCCGGUGUCACUCCUCCAGCAUACUGGCCUUCUCCCCGGUGCCUCUUCCACGCUCAACCACCAUCAGCCUCCUUAACCCCGACCGAAGAGCUGGCCUUUUCCCCGAGGCCUGCUGCUUGGAUUCUUGUUGGGGUGGACGAGUUGCGUCCAUCUUGGGAUCCAGUUGUCACGCCUAAAUUCGUUUUAGUGCUGAGAUGAACUCCAAGAUUAUCGAUCGAAUUAGGAAGAGGAGAAGCGAGGAUGAUGAAGAUAUGAUGUCCUUUAUUCUGCCCGUAUUGCAUCGAAUGCGCAGUAGAGGGCCAAUCGAGAGAACUCAGCGUCAUAGCUCCAUCUUAUAUGGCAAGAAGCGGGUUGAUGAUAUCCUUACAGGCCAUGUGAAGAAUUGCCUAGUAGCUUAUAGGAUGGAGCCACGUAUCUUCCGGGCUUUGGCAUCUUACCUUAGAAGAGAAAAUCUGAUAUCGGAUAAAAGAAUUAAGUCGUGGCCAGAAAUUGCUAAGUUCCAGAAUAAGCCCUUUCCCCUCUACGAUAAGCUUGGUGAUCUGUAUGAUGGGCAUAUAGCAGAAGGUAACUUCAAUUUCACAUCAACUGAGGUUACAGAAGUGAGUGAUGGUGAUCUCGAAGUUGAAAGAGAGAAGACUGCCUUCUCUUUUGACCUGAAUCAAUACGGUGAUGAUUUACACAUGUAUGAUGAUCCAAGAGAUGCCGCCCCAAGUGAUGGUCCAAGUGAUGCUGCCCCAAGUGAUGGUCCAAGAGGUGCUGCCCCAAGUGAUGGUUCAAGAGAUGCUACACAAAGAGGUGGUGCUGCUACUUCAAGCAACAAGCAUGUGAAGGAAUCAAAGAAGGGUAAGAAGCGUGAUGAUCCUAUGGUGGAAGUGAUGUCACAAUAUGUGGAGAUCAAACGAAAGCAAGCGGAGGAGGAGUCUGCUCUAUUGGUCGGGGCAAAAAAUGCCCAAGAAUUCUCCAUCAGCAAGUGCAUUGCUGUUUUGCACAAGAUGGAAAGCAUCCGCCGCGAUGAACGAGCCACUGCCUACAAAGUGUUCAAAAGUGUUGAGAACCGUGAGAUCUUUCUUAAUUCUGCCGCCGAAGAUGAAGAGAGUGCUGCAGUGUUUCUUCGGAGCGAAAUGGCAGAGUUGACUCAACGUACUUAAGGUUCUCAAGCACCAAAAGAAGCAACAAUAAACAAGCUGGAGGGAUAACUUUCUCUCAGAUUCUCAAAGAUAGAUGAUCAUGACACCAAAAGAUGGAUAUAUCUGUAUGCGAAAUUAUAACUGAUCUUGAGCUAUUCCAGAAGUACUUGUGUUGCGUUAUCUUUGCUGCAAAAUUAUGUUGGGGCUGUGAUGAACUGUUGUUGCUGCGAAAGAUCAUGUUGUCAUGAUAAAUUAUGAUUCCUGGGAUUUGGGAUUCGAAGUCAUGUUGUUAUGAUAAAUUAUGAUGUUGUGAUGAUAUAUUGAUUUCGAGUCAUGCAAAA